AUGCCAGGGCCAAGACCUCGGAAGAGCCCUCAGGCCAGUGGCCAGGGUGUAGCAGCUGCCAAGCAGCUGGGGCUCUUUGUGGAGUUCAGCACUGAGGAUAUGAUGCUUGGGAUGGAUGAGACCGAAGAUGACGGAGACCUGGAGGCCGAGUUGUUGGCCCUCACUGGGGAAGCAGGGACCACAAAAGAGAAGCCAGCACCCAAGGGGCAGGCCCCUCUCCCCAUGGCCCACAUUGAGAAGUUGGCUGCAGACUGUAUGCGGGAUGUGGAGGAAGAGGAGGAGGAGGAAGGUCUGGAGGAGGAUGCAGACCUGCUGAAUGAGCUGCAGGAAGUACUGGGUACGGAUGAGGAGGCUGGGCCCCUGGACAGUGAUGAGGCAGCUAGUCCAGACCUCUGUGAGGAGGAGAAGGGACAGGAAGACACUGAAGCUCCAGUGCCGGCAGCCCUCCUAACACCUUCAGUCCCAGAGGCUCAGGCUGGAGGGCCUCGGGGGCUGCAGGCGCUGCUGGAAGAGCGGAUUUGCAAUUACCGGGAAGCUGUGGCUAAUGCCAAGGAGGCAGGUGAAGCAGCCAAAGCCAGGCGCUGUGAGCGAGGCCUGAAGACUCUGGAGUCGCAGUUAGCUGCUGUGAGGAAGGGCAGGAAGGUCAAUGAGGAGGAGAUCCCACCUCCAGUGGCCUUAGGCAAGAGGCCCCCAGCCUCCCAGGAAACAGCUAACAGGAGUUCUCAGGCAGACACCCCAGCUCCCCCUGCCUUGGAGCCAGACAAUGCCUCCCACUCUGAGUCCAGCCUCUUGGGCAGUCCUGGCAUUGCUACCCUUCCGGAUGCAGACCCAGACCCCCGGGCCCUGCUAUUGGCACGACAGAGAGAGUACAAAGUGGCUGCCCUCAACGCCAAGCGGGCUGGAGAGCUGGACCGUGCCCGAGAGCUCAUGAGGAUCGGGAAGCGAUUUGGUGCUGUCCUGGAAGCCCUGGAGAAGGGGCAGCCUGUGGACCUGAGUGCCAUGCCCCCAGUACCUGACGACCUGAAGACUCCUUCACAGGUUGCUGAGGCUCCCGAAGCACCCUCAGUCCCACCCCCAGCAGUGGAACGAGUACAGCCGGUGAUGGCUUCUGACAUCCCAUCAGCCCCAGUGAUCCCUGCAGAGCCACAGACGGUGCUGGAUGCCCUGCAGCAAAGGCUGAACAAGUACCGAGAGGCAGGCACCCAGGCACGGGCCAGUGGGAAUGAGCGCAAGGCCCGGAUGCAUGAGCGCAUCGCCAAGCAAUAUCAAGAUGCUAUUCGAGCACACCAAGCAGGACGGAAAGUGGACUUUGCUGAGUUGCCUGUUCCUCCAGGAUUUCCCCCCAUCCAUGGCCUAGAGCCCACUGUGGGCAGUGAGGAUUCGGUGGCAGCAACUUUGGCAGCUGCCCAAAAACUGGCCACUUCAGAGGAUACAGCGCCAGCAGAUGAGGAUGAGGAUGAGGUUGAGCCCUCAGCCCAGGCCCCAGUGGCCAAGAAGCCAGCUCAGCCUCUGCUUCCUUCAUCCCGACCCCAGCCGGAACCCAAGGCCUCAAGUUCUAGGGAGUCACUGAGUCCAACUGUCCGGGAGCAGCUGGCACUCCUGGAGGCACGGAAGCUGCAGUACCAGCGAGCAGCCCUGCAGGCCAAGCGAAAGCAAGACCUGGAGCAGGCCAAAGCCCACCUGCGGGUGGCCAAGGGUCUUGAGGCUCAGGUCAUCCAGGCCCGAGCGGGCCGACCCAUUGACCUCUCGAAGGUACCUUCUCCCUUGACGGAUGAAGAGGGUGACUUCAUCCUCAUCCACCAUGAGGACCUGCGGCUCUCCCAAAAGGCUGAGGAGGUGUAUGCCCAGCUACAAAAAAUGCUUCUGGAGCAGUAUGAGAAGUGCCUGCUGUUCUCCAAGCAGUUCAUGCACCAGGGCAAUGUGGCUGAGACUACCCGGUUUGAGAAGCUUGCUCAGGAUCGCAAGAAACAGCUGGAGAUCAUGCAUUUGGCCCAGGCCCAGGGCCUGGACCCUCCCAGCCACCACUUUGAGUUGAAGACAUUCCAGACUGUGAGGAUCUUCUCAGAGCUCAACAGCACAGAAAUGCAUCUGAUCAUUGUCCGGGGAAUGAACCUCCCAGCCCCUCCAGGGGUGACCACUGAUGACUUGGACGCUUUUGUGCGGUUUGAGUUUCACUACCCUAACUCGGACCAGGCUCAAAAAGGCAAAACUGCUGUAGUGAAGAACACAAACUCCCCAGAAUUUGAUCAAGUCUUCAAACUAAACAUCAACCGAAAUCACCGGGGCUUCAGGAGGGUGAUCCAGAGCAAAGGAAUCAAGUUUGAAAUCUUCCACAAAGGAUCCUUCUUCAGAAGUGACAAGCUAGUUGGCACAGCACACCUGAAGUUGGAGCAGCUGGAGAAUGAGUGUGAGAUCAGAGAGAUUGUGGAGGUCCUAGAUGGAAGGAAGCCCACUGGGGGUAAGCUGGAGGUGAAGGUGAGGCUUCGGGAGCCACUGAGCGGCCAAGACAUGCAGACGGUGACAGAGAACUGGCUGGUCCUGGAGCCCAGAGGCCUGUGAGUGCAGACUGACCUGUGCCUUGUGCCUGUGCAGCAGAUGGUCAGCACUGGGAGAGGAUCAGCUGGCGGCCGUGUACAGGAACUUCCUUUCCUAGCUUUGCUGGCUGUGGAAGCCUUUGUGCAUAAGAGAGAUGCUGCUACAUAAGCACCAAAGACCUCGUUAAGUACAUGCCCUACUGACCCAGAAGCAGGUGGGAUUCCAGGAGCUCUCCCCCUGCCUCCCACUCCCCCAGAUGAGGGUAAAGGCAAGGACACCCUCAUUGCUCUGUGCCAUAGAGUCCUAUAGCCCUUAACCUCUACACAGCAACUGUGUACAGCUUACCCCAGUCCCCGGUUGAACCAUUUCUGGAUGUGCCUUUAAAAGAUGUAACUAAGGGAUAGGAGAGCUCGAGGGUGAUUGGGAACCUUCCCUGCUUGGGGACUCAGCCCGAGACUCAGUUGGCCAAUGGCAGCAGCCUGUCCCCCACCCUAGCAUUGCCUGUGCCUGUGCCUUUGUUCCUGACAACUGCUGCACUAACCUUCCUGCUUCCCAGUGGAUGCGGUAGAAGAGGAAAGUUAUUUUUGGUACUGCUUGGUGGGAAAUAAGGGGAAGGUUGUAUCUUGGGUUUGGUCCAUGUACCUAAGAUGAAAGACUGUUAACUGAGGAGAAAAAUAUAUAUUAUAUAUAUAUAUAUAUAAUUUUAUGUAGCCAAUUUUUAUUUAAGAAACUAGGUCUAAUUCAUUGUAGGGAUUUUACACUCUACACACAUUGUAAACCAUCAGUUUUAAACAAACACAUGCUUCCUGGCACUGUUUAAAAGCUAGAGUAGUGGUAAUAUUUGUCCACUGCUGCUAUAGCUUCCUCUUUGAGAGAGCAAGGGAGGCCUUCAUUCACUCGGCUUAUUAUCUGGGGCAUACCUUAGUUCUUUCCAAAAAAUUCUCCUUUGGUUUUUUCUGAAGGGAUGGAAACAAUGAAGGGACUUGUAACAAGUUUAACAUUCGGGCAGGGGAUUUAGCUCAGUGGUUUUGCUGCCUGCUGCGCAAGUGCAAGAACCCGAGUUUGAUCCUCAGUACCAAAACCAAAAUGAAACAAAAACAGGUUUAACAUUCAAAACUCCCAAUAUUCUACAUUUCUUAGAAAUAAACACCCGUUUUGAAGCAUUAAGUCCAACAAAACAUUCAAGAUUAUUUGUAAAAGGCUGUAAGUGAAGCAAGUAAAUUCAGCUCACUGAUCACUAUAGUAUUGCAUAAGCACAGCUCAGGGUUUGAGCUUUUGUGGCGUCCCUGGGGAUAACAGGGUUAGGCCAUGCUUCACUACCCCUAAGAGCAGAGCUUUUAGUGGUAACAUAGCAGGAACUACAGACGAUGACUUUCCCAAGAGCUUACUGGUCAGUCUUACCUGUCAGUGAGCUACCAAAACUUCCACAGAGUAGAGAUUUAACAUUCACUUGAAGUCACACACACCUAUGUCAAGUAGUGAUCUAGAAUGAAGAGUGUCAUCAGGAACAGAGACAGUUGAGCCUUAUUUUCCCCUUACGGUUUGUGUCCAACCCAGCACUUACUAAUGAAGAACCACUGGGUUUAUCUGCAAAGGUUCUGACAAGCCCAGUUCAGCCUUCUACUGGAAAUACCUUGUUUCAACAGGGCACUUUUUAUGGCUCCAAAGAUUGUUGUCUUUGUAACACAUGCGGUUUCAGCGGGCUUCACUGCUCUUUAUAAAAACAAAACCUCAGGGCUGACCGAGGCAAGACAAAGCUACCCACUGGACUUGGAGACUGGUUCUUAAAAGGCCUUUGUUGUAGCAAAGGCUUGCAUGGGUAGUGGGAGGGGCCUGCCCAGCCUCCUGUGGUCCUGAUUUGUCCAAAUACCAUAACCAAACAUUGGAGAUUAUCAUUCAUGUGCAGUUGGGAACCAGGCAUGACCCAAAUCAUUUUCAAAUUUUAAAUUCUUUGAUCUAGUGCAGGACAUACUUUCUUGUGAAUUAGCUGAAUAUGAAAAAAAUCGCUCAAUUUUCUUGCUAACAAAGGACAGAUUUGUUGUGACAGCAUUAUUUUUCCUUUUUCAUAGCGCCAUUAUGAAACUGGAAUGGUUGCUUCCAAAUUUUGAGAGAUUGUUUUCCCAGUAUUUGAGACAUCUCCUAAAAGGUCUUGCCCUUUAAGUAAGGUCAGCUCUUUGCAGGUCGGAACAGUGAGGCUGGGACUGGAGAAACACUGCCUGGCAUUUGGCAUUCAAUAAUUUUAAAAAUUUAAUAAAUUACCAGAAUGACAAUUCUGUUUCUCUUCAGUUAAGGAGAUGUGCCGUAGCUAAGUUUCCAAUCUAGAUAAGUUUGCCUGAUUAGAAAUGUGAUGCUUCAGCACUUCACUUUAUAUAAUUCUUACUGUACACAUUGUAUAAAGCCAAAGAUAAACACGAGGAAAAAACAAGGUAGUCUUGGUUGUUUUAUACCCAAUUCCAUAAGCUGAUUUUACUGCACAUAAAGGACAUUUUAUUCAGUUGAGAAUGGACCCGACUAUACAGGGCCACAGAUUGUUUUUAUUGGGAGAAUUAAAAAGCCUGCAUUGAUCCAGAAGAAUGAAUGUACAAUGCCAAGAUGGAUUUGGCAGAGGAGGAAAAUAAACUAUAAACAGGACCAGCCACUAUAGAAGCGCCAGACUUCUGAGGUGUAUUUAGGCCUAAGCUGGAUAUUAACACUAAAUACACCUGCCCCUGUUCUCAUCAGGCUAGAGGCAGUUGCUGGUGCCAUGGGUUUAGGGGAAGCUUAAAAGCUCUAUUCCUCUCAAUCUAUGGGGAAGGUAUCCAGUUCUUGGUAGCUCCUAAUGCCAACACCUUUGGAGAGGCAGCUAUAGAUACAACCCUUAUCCCAAUUAACAGAGAAAGGGAUGAACCCAGCCAAGCUUUCCAGGCCAGGCCUUUGGGUGUCUGGGAAACAGCUACUGCCUCAAACACAGCUCCACAGGCUGUUAUUGCCAAGUGCUAGGCCCAGUCCCAGCCACUGGUGAGUGGCCUCUCAUUGGUCCACAGGCUUGCAGGAACUUCACCUGAAAGAGAACUAACUCCAGUGUGGCCUAGCCUGGCCUUUCAGAAGAUGCUAGUGAUAGGAGUGAGUUGCCCUACAGCAGUAUUCUUACUCUUCAAACUGUGGCUUGUAGAAUCCAUUUGGUCUGUGUUCAGAAUAAAUUUUCUUCUUUGCACAACUAAGCAUUGAGCGUAGACAACAACUCUACCACUGAGCCUCACCCUCAGGCCUUCUUAGGUUUUAUGACAGGGUCUCCCUCAAUUGCCUAAGCUGGGCUGGAAAUUAACAGUCCUCCAGCCUCAGCUUCCCAAGUAGUUGGAAUGACAGCCAUUCAUUACCACACCUAGCUCCAAAAUAAGUUUUGAAGAGAAAGUUAUCAAAAUAUACCAUAUAUAUCCUGGGUAAGCCAGACCUUGGUUUCUAAUACCAUUCCCAUUAAAAGAGGUGAUGAGAAUAAGCCUAAGAUUAGCCUGAAGCAUCUUUUUAAGCUAGAAAAGGAAGUGUUACAAAUUAAUUAUGUUGCAAGGAUGUAGGAACUAGCCUGAAGGUGCACCAUGUGGUCAAAGCUGAGAACUAAGCACCAAAAUAAUUAGAAUCACUGAAAAAAAAAAAUUCACAAGACCAUAAUAAAAAUUAAAUGAAUCAAUAAAAUAGGGAAGGGUGGGCUUCUAUUUAUAGAUUACUAAUUCAGCUAGCUGGUAAAUGUGGAUGGAGUUCUGGAGUUGGAAAAUUAUUUUGCAAGUGUGGUAUAAUAUCAGUACAGGUAUGAAACGUCAGUGUAUGCUAAAUCUAAGGGGGAUAUUUUGAUGAGCAAGAUCUUUGCAUGGUCUGAAAAUGUCUUUACAUAUAUUGGUUAUUAUUUCAGGGGCAGUAUAGUGGAGAAAUUAGACAACACCUUGACCAGGUUAUCAGAGUUAUCACCUUAAUGCAGAGGCAGAGAUCAAGUGAUUCUGGCCAAGAAUGCAUAAACUGAUUCUAAACAUCAAACUUAAAAUGAGGUAUUUUUUCUAAUACAAAGAUGGGGAAGGCCUAUACUCUCAAAAGAUACCAAUGACAAAUAAUAAAGGCAAGUCAUGAUAGCUACAUGUUGUGUCUGCUUCUAGGCUAGGUUUGCUGGGGGCACAGGGAAUGCUACAAAGAACAUAAUAGACACCAGGUUAAAAUAUGUUAUCAAUGUGAACUUGACUAACGUUGAGAACUGUUCUGCAGUUAUGUAAGGCUGUUCAUAUAGACAGGAAAAUAGAGGUAAAGGGCUAUGAUAUAUGCAGCUUCAAUGCUUCACUUUUUUAUAUGGGUAGGGAGAAAAAUCACAUGGGAAAAAUGUGAAUAUGUGAACAAUAAGUGAAUCUAGAUGAAGAGUACAUAGUGAGGGGUUUUUGGACUUGCAGCUUUCCUGGAAGUUUAAAUGAUUUCCCAAUAAAAUGUUUUUAAAAAUA
Heterocephalus glaber (naked mole-rat) is the source of this 6989-nucleotide messenger RNA. Lineage: Eukaryota; Metazoa; Chordata; Mammalia; Rodentia; Bathyergidae. The record is from RefSeq and is a predicted model, not a curated record.